Molecule: messenger RNA, 615 nt
Organism: Talaromyces stipitatus ATCC 10500
Lineage: Eukaryota; Fungi; Ascomycota; Eurotiomycetes; Eurotiales; Trichocomaceae
Exons: 2
Coding region: 1-615 (204 amino acids)
Source: RefSeq, a predicted model, not a curated record
AUGGCGCGUAAAGGCCCUGGUACAGAUGGCCCUCUACAGACAGCCCUACUGGAAUCCACGUCCGCAGCCACGACAAGAGCUUCUGAAGGACAGAAGAUCUUCAGCCCUAUAGCUGCAUUCCUCGAUAAACACCGCAGCCAAACCACCGGCCUGGCCCCUCAUCUACUGAGAGCUCUCACCGCUCUAAGCGAUGACCUCGCCUCAUCGACUUAUGUGACUAUUACCCAAUAUGCCCCAGUCAAAUCAACUCCUACUACUCACUCCAAAGCCCAUGUUAAAAAGCCUAUGCCUCUGAUGAAACAACCCCCUCCUGACAACUGGCUCUUCGUACGCCUCCUAGCUGACCAUGCAGCUAGAAAAAUGGAAGCCUACACUAUCUACUCUAGCCUAUGGUCUUCACUAAACUUAAACAGUUUAGCACUAAAAGAAGUUCAAGCCACAAAGACUGGUUUUGCACUAUGUCCCUCAUCUCCAGAAGCCCUUCUAACCCUUGAGGCCCAAAAAGAGAUUAUCUCUGCAUUCUUUGUUAACUGCCAGAUAGAACGCAGCUCCCGAUGGGUCUCGUACCAAGUCACCAAUGUGCCAAGGAAAAUUAGCCAAAUCUUGGACGGUUAA